CCACUGCCGCCAGAGAAAGAGCACUCUUUCUCAACAAAAAAGAAACUUCAGUUUUAAUCGAAAUUUCAAUCUCGACACUUUAAUUUUUCUUUUCAAUCUCAAUGUUCACGGUUAAAGACGACCCGCUAACACGCGCAGUUUCACUUUUAGGGCGAAUUAGUGCCGAUAAAGUUCAGAUCGGUUCAUCAUCAUUAAGAAGAUCGGCUAGAAGGAGUUUUGAAGAAAUCAAAAGAACUAAUAGUACCGUUGAAGGUGCUAUGCCAGGGUUGGAUAUUUUAAGAGGAGUUUAUACCUUAACUCAGAUUAAUCAUGUAACAAUCGAUUCAUUGAUUUUUCGUCUACACAGUAACGCAACUGUAAUUCUUUUGGUAACAUUUUCUAUCGCUGUUACAACAAGGCAAUACGUGGGGAAUCCCAUAGAUUGUGUUCAUACAAAAGACAUCCCAGAAGAUGUUUUAAACACUUAUUGUUGGAUCCAUUCAACUUACACGAUGAUGGAAGCUUUUUUAAAACGACCCGGAUAUCAAGUACCUUACCCCGGCAUUGAAAACUCAUUUCAAAAAUCUCCCGGAAGGAAUCAAAUCAAACAAGUUAAAUACUACCAGUGGGUGGCAUUUAUGUUGUUUUUUCAGGCGAUUCUCUUUUACACACCCCGAUGGCUGUGGAAAUCAUGGGAAGGAGGAAAAAUACACGCUUUAAUGAUGGACCUCGACAUCGGAAUUUGUUCGGAAACCGAAAAGAAGUUAAAAAAACGUUUAAUGCUCGACUAUUUAUGCGAAAACUUUCGAUAUCACAAUUGGUGGGCGUAUAAAUAUUUCAUCUGCGAGUUUUUAGCUCUUGUAAAUGUUAUAGGGCAAAUGUUUUUGAUGAACCGUUUCUUCGACGGCGCCUUCCUCACGUUUGGAAUCAAAGUAAUCAAAUUUAUGGACGCAGACGAAGAAGAUCGCGUCGAUCCGAUGAUUCAAAUCUUUCCAAGAAUGACCAAAUGCACCUUUUACAAAUACGGGGUUUCCGGCGAAAUCGAACGUCACGACGCAAUCUGCAUUUUACCAUUAAACGUCGUUAACGAAAAAAUUUACGUUUUCCUUUGGUUUUGGUUCAUCAUUUUGGCUUGUUUGUCGGCGGGGAUUCUCGUUUAUCGAACGAUUAUAAUCUUAUCACCGCGAAUGAGAGUUUAUUUGCUUCGAUUUCGAUUCCGAUUGAUUCGCAAAGAAGAUCUCGAUUUAAUCGUGAAAAAGGGUAAAAUGGGCGAUUGGUUCUUGUUCGUGAUGUUGGGCGAGAACGUCGAUUCCAUUAUAUUUAGGGACGUUAUACACGAAUUAGCGACCAAAUUACGAGCGCAAUUAUUGGAAUAUACUCCGGGGUUCCGGAUGCCGGAGCCUUAAUCGUACCAAACAUGUGUUCUCAAUUAAUAAUACCAAAGACGAAUAUUAAAAAAACUAAAUAUAAAAAGAUAUCGUUUAUUACGUUUUGUCGGAAGUUGUUGUUUCGUGUACGAAGUUUUUUUCGGUAAAUAAAGUAUUUUUCUUUUUCUAAAAUAUUUUUUUUUCGUUUACAACCAUAAAUAGACAGAGAAGUUGUAGAGUGAUUUAUUAAACGUCCGUUGUAAGACAAUGGUAUCACAUUUCAUUGCCUGUAUAGACCACAUAGAACACCUACUCAAUGUCUGAAGUCGAAAAAAUCAACGAAACAACCACCGUGUUAUAACAAAUGAUUCGAAGAGAGUUGAUUGAUGUACUGAUUAUAUCUAUCUGAUUAUAUCUAAUAAUUUUUAAAUAAAAGUAUGUUUAAGUUAUUA
Molecule: messenger RNA, 1798 nt
Organism: Onthophagus taurus
Lineage: Eukaryota; Metazoa; Arthropoda; Insecta; Coleoptera; Scarabaeidae
Gene: shakB
Product: Innexin family member shaking B
Cellular component (GO): plasma membrane; gap junction
Molecular function (GO): gap junction channel activity
Source: RefSeq, a predicted model, not a curated record